Molecule: messenger RNA, 5441 nt
Organism: Clupea harengus (Atlantic herring)
Lineage: Eukaryota; Metazoa; Chordata; Actinopteri; Clupeiformes; Clupeidae
Gene: myom1b
Product: myomesin 1b
Exons: 40
Coding region: 245-5062 (1605 amino acids)
Biological process (GO): sarcomere organization
Cellular component (GO): M band
Molecular function (GO): kinase binding
Source: RefSeq, a predicted model, not a curated record
GACAUACCGCGGAGCGCCAACAUUAUUUUUGUUGUGUAGACGGCUGCCCUGUCCACUGCGUCCGCACCUUGUGGCUUUGCGUGGAUUUCAAGCCUUGGUUGCUAGCAGCCGCAGUUGGACAACUUUUAACGCGGCUUUCAGCGUCUCAAAAUCACUUUGGACUAGUGUUCUCCAUUAUCAGUGAGAGACACGUAGGUCACAGGUCAUUUGUGGAUACAGUUUUGGAUUGGAAAGAGCGUGCAGGAUGUCGGGAUCAUUGCCAUUCUAUCAGAAACACCACCGACACUAUGAUCGUGGAUAUCGUAGUCGGGAGACCCAGUCUGCUAUCAGCCAAUACCAGCAGAGCGCCAACAGCUACUCCUCUCACAGCAGGAGCAGCUCCCAGGGCAUUGCAGCCACCUACUCUGCUCUGGAUGAGAGCAAGCUGAGUCCCAUGCCCAAGCGGGCGAAGCCCACCUACCUGGCCAUGGAUAAGGAGAACCAGAUCAUCGGCUACGUAGUGCCCAUCUUCAGGGGCAGCCACGAGUUUGAGAGCGGGCUUUCGGACACGGAGGAGGCGCGCUUGAAGGAGAGCUCGGCCUACAUGGCCCGCCGCGGCCUCUUCUCCAGCGACAUGGAGACGGAGCGCAGUGAUUACACGUCCCGCCGCACCAUGAUGAGGGAGUCCGCCGAGCGCAUCUCUCUCACCAAGAGGAUCCAUGACAACGAGGAGCACCACAAGCGUAUGAACGAGGACAACCUGAUGCAUACCCCCGAGUUUGUGAUAAAGCCGCGCUCACACACUGUGUGGGAGAAACAGUGUGUGAGGCUCCACUGCACUGUGUCUGGAUGGCCCGAGCCCAGAGUGGUCUGGUAUAAGAACAAUGUCAGCAUCGACCCUAUGACUGACCCCGGGAAGUACAAAGUGGAGAGCAAGUACAAUGUCCACUCACUGGAGAUCAACAGAUGUGACUUUGAUGACACGGCACAGUAUCGCGUGUCGGCCAUGAACAGCAAAGGAGAGCUCUCCUCUUUCGCCUCUGUGGUCGUCAAGAGGUUCAAAGGUGCAGUUGAGGAGUCUCUUCCAGUUCCCAGUCAAUAUGGCUACGUUUGUGAAUAUGGCAUCACCUUUGAGACCCACAUUGUGGAGAAGUUUGACGUGUCGUUCGGCCGUGAGGGCGAGACCAUGAGCCUGGGCUGCACGGUCAUCAUCUACCCCUCUCUGCAGCGCUUCAAGCCUGAGAUCGAGUGGUACAGAGACGAUAAGCUCCUGACUCCAUCCAAGUGGGCUCAGAUGCAUUGGAGCGGAGACAGAGCCACGCUCACACUCACACACCUCAACAAGGAGGACGAGGGCCUGUACACCCUCCGCGUCACCACCAAGUCUGGUUAUCAGACACACUCUGCCUAUGUCUUUGUCAGAGAUGGCGAAGCGGAGGUGGCAGGCGCCCCUGCUUCUCCUCUGGAUGUGGUGUGCCACGAGGCCAACAAGGAUUACGUCAUCAUCUCCUGGAAGCAGCCCGCUGUGGAUGGCGGCAGCUCCAUUCUGGGUUACUUUGUGGACCGGUGCGAGGUUGGCACCCCGCACUGGAUCCAGUGCAACGACACCCCGAUGAAGUUCGCCCGUUACCCCGUCACCGGACUGGUGGAGGGCCGCAGCUACACCUUCCGUGUGCGCGCUGUCAACAAGGCUGGCAUGAGUCACCCGUCCCGCGCCUCUCUGCCCGCCGCCGCCAUGGAUCCCGCUGACCGCGCCCGCAAAGGCACCUCCGCUCCCUGGACUGGCCAAAUCAUUGUGACAGAGGAAGAGCCAGCAGAGGGUGUGAUUCCCAGCAAACCAGGUGAACUAACUGUUACCGAGGCAACAAGGAACUACGUGGUCCUGAGCUGGAAGCCCCCUGGCGAGAGAGGCCAUGAGGGUAUCAUGUACUAUGUGGAGAAGUGUGUGGCCGGCACAGACAGCUGGCAGCGCGUCAACACAGAGAUCCCUGUGAAGUCCCCCCGCUUCGCUCUGUUUGACCUGUCCGAGGGGAAGGCGUACAGCUUCCGUGUGCGCGCCUGUAACUCUGCAGGCGUGGGAGAACCCUCCGAGCCUACCGAGGCCACCACUGUUGGAGACAAGCUGGAUAUCCCAUCAGCACCUGGUCGUGUUGUCCCAACUCGUAACACAGACACGUCUAUCGUGGUGUCAUGGGUGGCCUCUAAGGAUGCUAAAGAGCUGGUUGGAUAUUACAUAGAGGCCAGCAUCGCUGGUACAAAUGUGUGGGAGCCCUGCAACAACAAACCCGUUAAAGGCACAAGGUUUUUCUGCCAUGGCCUUAUCACGGGUGAGAGCUAUGUGUUCAGGGUCCGGGCUCUGAACGCAGCAGGGCUGAGUGAAUGCUCCCAGGAAUCGGAGGCCAUCGAAGUCAAAGCUGCCAUUGGGGGCGGUAUUCCUCACGCCUCCCCUGAGCCGCCCUUCGGCAUCAGUGUGCUGGAGUGCGUCAGAGACUCUAUGGUGCUGGCCUGGAAGCAGCCGCCUUUCAUUGGAGGUGCUGACAUCACCGGCUACUUUGUGGACUACCGUAAGAUGGUCGGUGGAGUGCCAGGAAAAUGGCACGAGGCCAACAUCAAAUCUGUCGGCGAGAGAGCAUACAGGGUGUCAGACUUGCAGGAGACCGUUGAUUACCAGUUCCAGGUACGCGCCGCAAACAUGGCUGGCGUGGGCAUCCCAUCUCUGCCCAGUGAGAUCUUCAAAUGUGAGGAGUGGACCAUCGCCGUACCAGGACCACCCCAUGACCUCCAAGCCUUGGAGGUGCGGUCCACGUCCCUGGUACUUCUGUGGAAACCUCCGGUGUACCAAGGUCGUGAUCAGGUCAACGGGUACUAUGUUGACAUCAAGGAGGCUGCGGCGGGUAUCGAAGCUUGGAGAGGUGUCAACGAGAAGGCCUGCCUCAACAGAUACCUGAAGAUCAACAUCCUGAAGGACGGAGAGACGUAUGUGUUCCGUGUCCGUGCGCAGAACAAAGCUGGAGUGAGCAAGCCCUCAGAACCGACGGAACCGGUCCUGGCUGAGACUAAACCAGGCACAAAGGAAAUGGUGGUAGACGUGGACGACGACGGUGUGAUUUCACUCAACUUUGCAUGUGAUUCACUCACGCCGGACUCGACCUUCAUCUGGUCCAAGAACUACGAGGAGAUGACUGAUACUACACGCAUGACCAUCGAAACCAAAGGGGGCAAGUCCAGGGCCAUGUUUAACACCCCAGACAUGGAGGACGUCGGCAUCUACUCCUGUGUGGUCUCACACACGGAUGGCUCAUCUGGCAGCUACACUCUUACUGAAGAGGGGCUGAAAGAACUUCUGAAAAUCAGCCACGACCACAAAUUCCCCAUUAUUCCACUGAAGACAGAGCUGGCUGUGGAGCUGCUGGAGAAAGGCCGAGUGCGCUUCUGGCUGCAAGCUGAGAAGAUCUCCGCUAAUGGAAAAGUAGACUAUGUUUUCAACGACAAUACUAUCUCCCAGGGAGAGAAAUACAAGAUGAACUUUGACAAGAACACCGGUGUGAUUGAGAUGUUUAUGGACACUCUGGCCGAUCAGGAUGAAGGAACAUUCACCUUCCAGAUGCAAGACGGAAAAGCCACCAACCAGUCUAGCCUGGUGCUCAUUGGAGAUGUCUUCAAACAGCUGAAGAAGGAGGCCGAGUUCAUGAGGAAAGAAUGGAUCAGAAAGCAAGGUCCUCACUUUGUGGAGUACUUGAGCUACGAGGUCACUGAAGAUUGCAUCGUGAGGAUCAGGUGCAAGGUUGGAAACAUAAAGAAGGAAACUGUUGCUUUAUGGUAUAAAGAUGGACGUGAGAUCCAGGCAAAUGAGAAAUUGGACUUCAGUGAGGGGGUACUCAACCUGGAGAUCGCACAGAUCUCUAAGAAGGACGCAGGAGUGUAUGAGGUGAUUCUGAAGGAUGACCGGGGAAAGGACACUUCCACGCUCGACCUCACAGACAAAGGGUUCAAAGACCUGAUGAACCAAGUGUUUGGCGUGAUUGCAAACUCAUCUACCCCACUGAAGAUCCAGAGCACUGAGGAAGGCAUCAGACUGUACUCCUUUGUCAGCUACUACAAUGAUGAGCUGCAUGUCACCUGGCAUUUCAAGGAUGCACACAUCACUUUCAGCGACCGCAUUAAGAGUGGUGUGGUUGGAGAGCAGCUGUGGCUGCAGAUCUCAGAGCCUACAGAGAAGGACAAGGGCAAGUACGCCAUCGAGUUCUUCGACGGGAAAGGAGGCCUGCAGAGGACCGUAGAGUUGUCUGGACAAGCAUUUGAUGAUGCCUAUGCUGAGUUCCAGAGACUGAAAGCGGCAGCCAUCGCAGAGAGAAAUCGUGCUCGUGUUGCGGGUGGUCUACCAGAUGUGGUCACCAUUCAAGAGGGCAAGGCCCUCAACCUGACCUGCAACAUCUCGGGCGACCCCGUUCCAGAGGUCACCUGGCUGAAGAACGAGCGGGAGAUGGUGUCUGACGACCACUACAUCCUCAAGUUCGAGGCGGGCAAGUUUGCCAGUUUUACAAUCACCCAAGUGAACACGGCUGAUUCCGGCAAGUACAGCAUCCUGGUGAAGAACAAGUACGGCACAGAGAGUGCUGAAUUCACCCUGAAAGUGACAGAAAGCCUUGGUGAUUUGGGCGGGACAACUUAUCUGACCGAUGCUGAUGGCAAUGUGAUAGUUGGACAGCCACCACCAAAGACACCCAAGGCAGCAAGCCCUAAGCCCCCCAAGACUCCUACACCUAAACCACCCACACCCACACCAAAAUCCCCAACCCCACCCACCCCUACGUCACAGACCCCAGUUCCAGUCACCCCUACACCCGAGACUCCAACUCCCCCAACCCCAACCCCAACCCCAGAGGUUCCUGAUAGCUCCGCACCACCGACCCCAACCGCCACACCCACACCUGGUGAUGGACCCAAAGAGAAGAAGAAGAAGAAGGUGACGAAGAGAAAAGACUCUGUAGUUCUGAAAGCCCCUGGUGGAAGCAAGGACGCCACCCCCGAGACAACGCCUGCGUCCACACCCGCUGCCACCCCUGUUCCACCGGAGGAAUAGACACAGAUCUACCGGAGGGGCAAAAGAGACUUGGGACGGAGAAUCUGUUGGAAACAAGAAAGUGACAAAUAUGUGGUUUCUCACUGAGUGACCUACAUAGACUAGAUUGGUAAAUGGUAAUGCAACAGUUGGGUAUAUGGAGAGGCUGGCUGUUGCUCAAGAAAUAUUUCCUCACUUCAGUAUGCAGAGAUUUUUACACAAGCAUAGAUUAGUUUUGGUACAAGGUACAGCUAAACCUGAACUGAAGAUUAUGUGAAGCAUAUUGUGUACUAUGCCCAGUUGCAGUGAGAUAGAUUUGAGGAAUCCUCUAAAUAAACGUUUUCUUCUUAGUUCUUUUGGAUUAUGAGACUUGCCUCAAAAUAAACUGCCAACAGAGGGA